GAGAGAGAGAGAGAGAGAGAGAGAGAGGCCAAAUGAAAGAGUGUUAUCAGUGGCAGAAGGAGGGGGGAGCGCACACACAGGGGAGGGUUUUUUAAAAUAUUUCUCUUUUUAUGGUUAUCGGAUUAUAAACACUUGAGGACUUUAUAAACAUGCACCUACUGGGAAUAUCUCUUCUACUGGCAUAUCUGCUCUACACCAACCUGGCCAGCGACUUCAGCCACAGCGAUUAUGAAUACUACGAGCAGGAGCAGAUGGACGAGCCGGACUCUCCACCAAAGCCAGACAUGGAGGAGAAGUUGCGUUCAGCCUCCAGCGUGGAUGAACUGAUGAGUCUCAUCUAUCCUUCAUACUGGGCAGCUCUGAAGUGCAGAUCCAAACUGUCCGCCGCCGCCUCAGCCUCCAAACUCUCUCACCGGCCACAGCCUCGCCGACUGAGGCCGCUGGCAGAUACAGAAGAGCCGACAUUUGCUGCUGCCUACCUCAACCUGGAAGUCCUGAAAAGUAUAGAGUCGGAGUGGAGGAAGACUCAGUGCAUGCCCAGAGAAGUGUGUGUCGACGUGGGCAGGGAGUUCGGGGCUCCCACCAACAUCUUCUAUAAACCACCCUGUGUGUCCGUCUACAGAUGUGGAGGAUGCUGCCACUCUGAAGACAAACAGUGCAGGAAUAUCUCCACUGGUUACCUCAGCAAAACUCUAUUUGAGAUUACAGUGCCGAUCACCCAAGGCACCAAGCCAGUGACCAUCAGUGUGGCUAAUCACACCCAGUGCAGCUGUCUGUCCAAACCUGAUGUCUACAAACAAGUUCACAGUAUCAUCAGGAGAGCCCUGCCUGAGUGUCCGGUAGCCAAUAGGACGUGUCCUCCUGGUCAAGCUUGGAGCAGCAGAUUGUGUAGAUGUGUCGGCAUGGCUGCCAAUUUGCACCACAACAGCCCCCCUCCACCACCACUGCCCCCUCCAAGACCCUCCCAACAACACCUUGACAUAUUCUCAGCAGACGUUUGUGGCCCAGAUAAGGAACUGGACAUGGAAACCUGUCAGUGCGUAUGUAAGCGUGGGGAUCAAACUCACGACUGUGGCCCCAAUCGACACCUGGACCGCAACACCUGCCAGUGUGUGUGCAAUGCCCUGCCGACUCCCUCCUGUCCACAGACCCAUGUCUUCAACAAGGAGACCUGUCAGUGCACAUGUAGCAAGACCUGUCCACGGCACCAGCCCCUCAAUAAAACAAAGUGUUCCUGUGAAUGUAACGAGUCGCCCAACAAGUGUUUCCUAAAAGGACGGAGGUUCCACCAAGCUACAUGCAGUUGUCUCAGGCCUCCCUGCGAGGUCAGGAGGCGAAGGUGUGAACCGGGUUUCUCCUUCAGCGAGGAAGUGUGCCGCUGUGUACCGUCCCAUUGGAGACGGCUGGACUAACCACCAGCUAAAUAAGGAGCUAACAAGAUGCUAAUGAGCAAAUAACAAACUUAACACAUAGAAUUCAUCAGCCAUCCCCUGUAGACCUGUUGGUCAUGAGUAUCCCCAUCAGCUGUGAUGGCAGCUAACUGUGCGGACCCUGAUGAAUGUGGGAAAACCUUAGUGAUUGGAGUGCAGAUAUGGGAAACUCUGGUGAUUUGAAGGUGGGAAAUGCACUGACCCGGCUAUGAGGACGUUUUAAUAUGAGAGCCACUGAUCGGAGCCCGAGGAUGGAGAGAAGGACUGAAAGAAAGAGUCAACACUCGACACUUGUUUUAAAAUAUUGUCUAAAUAAUUUGUUUUAAAAUAUUUGGGGGGUUUUGUAUUAAUUAUGUCUUAGUAUUCGUAUGUCAGAUAUUGAUUAUAUAAUUUAUUAAAUGUUAUUUUUCAACCUCUGUUUAUGCAAUUUCGACCUUUUUCCAUGAAAAUACACUGUGAUCAAUAUUUUUAUAUCAUGUAAAGUAUAUGUUGUAA
This is a messenger RNA of Scomber japonicus (chub mackerel), 1925 nucleotides long. It is a transcript of the gene vegfc, whose product is annotated as vascular endothelial growth factor c. The transcript is spliced from 7 exons. The coding region runs from base 150 to 1412 and encodes 420 amino acids. The record is from RefSeq and is a predicted model, not a curated record. Gene Ontology annotation, molecular function: growth factor activity; vascular endothelial growth factor receptor 3 binding; chemoattractant activity. Lineage: Eukaryota; Metazoa; Chordata; Actinopteri; Scombriformes; Scombridae. Gene Ontology annotation, cellular component: membrane. Gene Ontology annotation, biological process: vascular endothelial growth factor signaling pathway; positive regulation of angiogenesis; positive regulation of protein phosphorylation.